This is a messenger RNA of Fusarium coffeatum, 2529 nucleotides long. RefSeq lists its product as uncharacterized. The record is from RefSeq and is a predicted model, not a curated record. The transcript has 2 exons. NCBI's taxonomy places the organism in Eukaryota, Fungi, Ascomycota, Sordariomycetes, Hypocreales, Nectriaceae. Bases 1 to 2529 code for a protein of 842 amino acids. Gene Ontology annotation, biological process: xylan catabolic process. Gene Ontology annotation, molecular function: alpha-glucuronidase activity. Gene Ontology annotation, cellular component: extracellular region.
AUGAGGAUCUCAACUCUCCUCCUCACCUUCUCCACCUGCGUCCUUGCAGAAGAUGGCUUGGACGGUUGGCUCCGUUAUGCUCCCCUGCCAGCCCACAGCAUCUCUAGCCAUGCCAAAUCCUUGCCACGCAAGAUUCGCGUCAUCGGCGGCUCCAAAAACAGCCCACUAGGAAGUGCCGUGUCUGAGCUGCAGAAGGGCUUCAGCGGCAUUCUCGACAUUGAUCUGAAGACGGCAGACAGCAAGAAGACUUGCGAUUUCGCAAAGACUAUUGUUGUUACCACUGUGGACAACCUCGACAAGGCAUGCGGCAAGCAGAAGCACCCUGAGCUUGAAGAUGACGGAUACUGGCUCAGCACAUCCGAUAACUCUGUCAAGAUCAUUGGCCAGAAUGAACGUGGUGCUCUCUACGGUGCUUUCGAGUACCUUUCGAUGCUCGGCCAGGGCAACUUCAAGCAUGUGGAGAAAGCUUCCAACCCCAGUGCGCCCAUUCGCUGGGCUAACCAGUGGGACAACCUCAAUGCCAGCUCGACCCACGGUUCCAUCGAGAGAGGUUACGGAGGCCCUUCCAUCUUUUUCGACGGUGUCAAGAACGUUCGAAAGGAUCUUUCCCGGGUUCCUCUUUUCGGCCGUCUUCUUGCAUCUAUCGGCAUCAAUGCCGUUGUGAUCAACAACGUCAAUGCUGACGUGCGUCUCUUCAACAAGGAGAAUCGAGAUGGUCUCGUUGAGAUCGCCGAUCUCCUUCGACCUUGGGGUGUCCAAGUCGGUCUUUCGCUCAACUUUGCUUCCCCCAACGUGACCGGCGAUUUGGAUACUUUUGAUCCUCUCGACAAGAAGGUCAUCAAAUGGUGGCAUGAUCUGACUGAUGGACUCUAUGAGCGCAUCCCCGACAUGGCCGGUUACCUGGUCAAGGCCAACUCUGAGGGCCAGCCUGGUCCUCUAACCUACAAUCGCACACUGGCCGAUGGCGCCAACAUGUUCGCCAAAGCCCUCGAACCUCACGGAGGAGUCGUCAUGUUUCGAGCUUUCGUCUACGACAAGCUUGACUGGACCGAUUGGAAGGCGGACCGUGCCAAUGCUGCUGUUGAGUUCUUCAGUGAGCUCGACGGUAAGUUCGACGACAACGUUGUGGUGCAGAUCAAGUACGGUCCCAUCGACUUUCAAGUCCGAGAACCUGUCAGCCCUCUUUUCGCACACCUUCGAAACACCAACAGUGCUAUCGAGCUCCAGAUCAGCCAGGAGUACCUUGGACAGCAGUGCCAUCUUGUCUAUCUGCCUCCUCUGUGGCGAACGAUCCUUGACUUCGAUAUGCGCAUCGAUGGUAAGAAGUCCAACGUCCGCGACAUCGUUUCCGGAAAGGUCUUCAAGCGCAAGCUUGGUGGUUAUGCCGGUGUUACCAACGUCGGACUUGACAAGAACUGGUUGGGAAGCCAUCUAUCCAUGUCCAACCUCUACGCCUUCGGUCGCAUGGCUUGGAACCCUCAGUCUGACCCCCAGGAGAUCCUCGAGGACUGGACUCGCUUGACCUUUGGCCUUGACAACAAGGUCCGAAAGGCCAUCACUGAGAUGUCCAUGAAGUCUUGGCCUGCGUAUGAGAACUACUCUGGCAACCUCGGUAUCCAGACUCUGACCGACAUCCUCUAUGCUCAUUAUGGACCCAACCCUCGUUCGCAAGACAACAACGGUUGGGGUCAGUGGACAAGAGCCACACGGGACCAUAUCGGCAUGGACCGAACUGUCAAGAACGGAACUGGUAACGCUGGACAAUACCCUUCUGAGGUCGCCGAGCGAUAUGAGAACCCUGAGACAACCCCAGAUGACCUGAUGUUGUGGUUCCACCACGUCCCUUACACCCACAAGCUCCACUCUGGCAAGACUGUUAUUCAGCAUUUCUACGACGCCCACUACAAGGGAGCCGACACAGCCCAGACCUUCCCCAAGCUUUGGAAGUCGCUCAAGGGCAAGGUUGACGAGGACCGUUUCAAGCACGAGCUGUUCAGAUUGAACUACCAGGCUGGCCACUCCAUUGUCUGGAGAGAUGCCAUCAACGAAUUCUACCGCAACCUCUCUGGCAUUGCCGACACUCAUGACCGAGUUCGAAACCACCCUUACAGAAUCGAGGCUGAGAAGAUGGAUCUGGACAACUACCACCCCGUCAACGUCACUCCCAGUGAAACAGCCUCAAAGUACGUUGCAGUGUACACAAACGGUACGGGUACAGCCACAACCAAGCUCAACUUCAAGAAGGGUACAUACAACCUUGCCGUGAACUACUACGACAUCGUCGAUGGUAAGUCCACCUGGUCUGUAUACCUCAACAAGCGAUUGGUUGGCAAGUGGACUGGCGACAAUGAGGAGAAGCUUGGACACUGGCCUAGCGAGUUCCUCGAUGGCCACUCUGCUGCUCGGUUGACCUUUGAGGGUGUCAAGAUCAAGCCUGGUGAUGAAUUGACUAUUAUUGGAAAGGCUGAUGGUAAGGAGACGGCUGCGUUGGACUAUAUUUCAGUCUUGCCUGAGGGUAUUGUGGAUUAA